AUGAGAGCAACUCUUCCCUUGCUUGCACUAUUCACUGCUCUCCCGGCUGUCCUGGCAGCUGGAAGAUGCAGAGAGGGUCUGAACUAUUGCGGAUCCACCUUGAUCUCGCUGGGAUGGACACAGAGCGAACUGCUGGCGAUUGCAGACGGAGACACCAACGUCGAGAAGGCUCUCUUUUACUGCGAGAUGGACGGCAUCGUCGAGUACUCUGGACCUUGUACAGUGUGCCAACGGGCCCCGGAUGGACAUUCUGAUGCCUGUGAUGAGAGUCAGGGCCCUUAA
Messenger RNA from Aspergillus pseudonomiae, 282 nucleotides. RefSeq lists its product as uncharacterized. The record is from RefSeq and is a predicted model, not a curated record. Lineage: Eukaryota; Fungi; Ascomycota; Eurotiomycetes; Eurotiales; Aspergillaceae. The transcript is spliced from 3 exons. Bases 1 to 282 code for a protein of 93 amino acids.